UGAUCACCUGACUGGGGCUCAGUGAGUUCAGAGUUGUCUCGGUUGUCGGACGUUCUGGUGCUCGGUGUCUGUGCCUAACGCUGACAUCAUGGCCUAUCCCGGGCUGCUAGUGCCCAUCAUCGUCAUGACCGUGUUCUGGGGCUUCAUCGGAGCCGUGUUGCCUUGGUUUAUCCCCAAAGGACCCAACCGAGGGGUGAUUAACACGAUGCUGGUGACGUGCGCGGUCUGCUGCUAUCUGUUCUGGCUCAUUGCUAUACUGGCACAGUUGAAUCCACUGUUUGGCCCUCAGUUAAGCCCGGAAGUAAUUUAUUAUCUGAAAAACCACUGGCCUUAAACGAUCUGAAUGUUUUUUCCACCCCGCUGUGAAAAUGCCAGGACAGCAUGGAAAUAGAAUUUUGCCUUAAAUCUCCUGCUCUCGUUCCGAUCUGAACCAAGAUGCCUUAAUGUUUGUACUACGCGAAUAGCCUGCGGUGUCGUGCAUUCCUGUCCCAAGCACCACAUCUGCUCGCUCGGAAAACGCAGCUGUAUCUCAACACUUCGUUCCUCGGGACCUUUAUUCUGUUCGUAUGGGACGGCACCAAAUCCUUUUAAACCUUGGACUCCAUUCCAGGACACAAACGCUGCAUUCACCAGGGCAUGGAUUUACCAGUUUUGUCAUUUAUUUGUUUUAUUUUCAUGUUGCAAAGUAACUUUAAGUAAAGUCUGUACCAUCUGAUUGACAGGAUUUCUUGAUACCCUAUUUAUUUAAAUUUUAACCCCUGUCACCGUCACCGGACACAUUCCAUUUUUCUGCCCCUUCUUUCUCGGCGUGUGCCUUUUUAACCCUGCCCUUAGAAUGCGUGUUUGUUUUUAUGACAAUAAAAGAUGGUUCUAUGGAAAAAAACAAA
Molecule: messenger RNA, 887 nt
Organism: Spea bombifrons (plains spadefoot toad)
Lineage: Eukaryota; Metazoa; Chordata; Amphibia; Anura; Pelobatidae
Gene: ATP6V0E1
Product: ATPase H+ transporting V0 subunit e1
Exons: 4
Coding region: 89-334 (81 amino acids)
Biological process (GO): proton transmembrane transport
Cellular component (GO): proton-transporting V-type ATPase, V0 domain
Molecular function (GO): proton-transporting ATPase activity, rotational mechanism
Source: RefSeq, a predicted model, not a curated record